Messenger RNA from Trametes versicolor FP-101664 SS1, 384 nucleotides. RefSeq names its product nucleotide excision repair TFIIH subunit. Gene Ontology annotation, biological process: nucleotide-excision repair, preincision complex assembly; nucleotide-excision repair; transcription by RNA polymerase II. Bases 69 to 263 code for a protein of 64 amino acids. The transcript is spliced from 4 exons. The record is from RefSeq and is a predicted model, not a curated record. Lineage: Eukaryota; Fungi; Basidiomycota; Agaricomycetes; Polyporales; Polyporaceae. Gene Ontology annotation, cellular component: transcription factor TFIIH core complex; transcription factor TFIIH holo complex.
CCCACCACGUUCGCCGUGACUACCGGUACUGAGCCGUCCUGGGAACCGCCCAGACACUGCGCAGGAGCAUGAAGGCGAUACGAGGCGUGCUUCUCACCUGUGAUUCGGCCGUGAAGCAGAUUCUGCUCACGCUGAAUGAGAAGGAGAACUUCAUCAUCGAGGAUCUGGAUGACUUUCAUGUCGUGAUCAAGGCCGAUGAGGAGUAUCGUGUGAGACGCGAGCUCGAGGCGGAGCUCGAAAAGAACACAUACAGCCUUGAGUGACUGAGAAGCGACCGUAUGUCCGAUGUCCUGACGAUGUUCUUGCGUUCUCCUCGGAUGUGUCCGCGAUGUACGUAUCCCCGACCUACGCCCUCACUUAACGCCUAUACAACAUCAAAUUUUC